CGGAGCUGUCUCCUCUUCUUGCUGAUCAGUUCCAUCAGGCCUGCUGUGAGAAGAGGAAAUGCACCCGCUGCUGUUCUUUCCCCUGCUCUUCUGGACCCUGGGAUGUUCCACUGCUCAGGAUCUCUCUGGUCUAGCAGUGGUGAGAGGCCAGGAGAAGGGCUUCUUGACGGUGGACUGUCGUUAUGACUCAAGCUGGAGGACCUACAGGAAGUACUGGUGCCAAGGAGCUCGCUGGAAUAGCUGUAAAAUCCUUGUUAAAACCGAUUCUGAGCAGUUGGUGAAGAAGGAUCGAGUGUCCAUCAAGGACAAUCAGACAAGCCUCAUGUUUACGGUAACCAUGGAGAAUCUCAGGAGAAGUGACGCUGGCACUUACUGGUGUGGAAUUGAGAGAACUGGAGUGGAUCCCGGGUUUGAAGUUAAUGUGAUCAUUGACCCAGGUAAGAGGCAUUUUUUUGACUCAACUUCUAGGGGACAAGAAGGGCUGGGAAGAGGCUUCCUGGGGCUCAGCGCGCUCCUCCCCGCCGUCGCCGCGGUGCUGCUGCUCCUCUUGGCGCUGGCCUCGCUCUUGGCUUGGAGAAUGAAGAGACGACUGAAGAAAGCUCCUGGGCUACCUCCAGAGCAGGCGCUGCAGUCCCUAGACGCUGACCUCUGCUAUGCAAACCUGACCCUGCAACAGCCCAGAACCUCUCCUGACUCGUCUCGGAAAAAGACUGCCACCAAAACUUGUUCCUCUGGCCAGGCUGACCAGGCAGAAGUGGCAUAUGUCACCAUGGCUCCCUUUCCCAAGGAAGAGGUUUCCUAUGCAGCUCUGUCUCUGAACAACUUGGACCAGGAGCCAGUCUACAGCAACACUGGCCACCUGGUCACCCACAUUCCCAGCUCGAGCCAGGAGGUGUCCACAGAGUACAGCAGCGUCAGGAGGCCUUAAUCUGCAGCCACUCCUUACCCCGGGUCUCCACAUGGGAGUCUGGAAGGCACUUCCCCUGCUCUUGAUUCCAUACCCCCUCCGUGCUCAGGACCGGCUGGUGACUGACGCUGCUCACUCAGCCAGCAUAGGCCUCUUUGGAGGCCGAGAGCCCGACCCUAAGGGUCUCUCCACAGCCCCUCCUCGCCCACAUAGUUUGGGAGGGGCAGGGAGAUGCCAUGGGAAGAAUAAUGCGAAUAAUAGGGAUUAACCUUUAUUUAUUUAUUUUUUUUAUAGC
Molecule: messenger RNA, 1202 nt
Organism: Jaculus jaculus (lesser Egyptian jerboa)
Lineage: Eukaryota; Metazoa; Chordata; Mammalia; Rodentia; Dipodidae
Gene: Cd300lf
Product: CD300 molecule like family member f
Exons: 8
Coding region: 59-928 (289 amino acids)
Cellular component (GO): plasma membrane
Molecular function (GO): transmembrane signaling receptor activity
Source: RefSeq, a predicted model, not a curated record